Molecule: messenger RNA, 1697 nt
Organism: Hypomesus transpacificus
Lineage: Eukaryota; Metazoa; Chordata; Actinopteri; Osmeriformes; Osmeridae
Gene: tspan6
Product: tetraspanin 7
Exons: 8
Coding region: 109-864 (251 amino acids)
Cellular component (GO): membrane
Source: RefSeq, a predicted model, not a curated record
UUGAUUUAUCGGGAAAGUUUUUUCUUUUUCCCAGAGGGGCGCCGCGCAGUGAAAGUUUUUCUUUAUUUCACGACGAGUAUCAGAGAUAAACUCGGAGAAAUAAUCAUCAUGUCUCCACCGUCAAGACGGCUUCAAACAAAACCUGUGAUAACAUGUUUAAAGACUUUUCUAAUUUCUUACAGUCUCAUAUUUUGGUUCACAGGGGUGAUCCUACUGGCUGUUGGAGUAUGGGGGAAGGUGAAUAUGGAAGCCUUUAUCUCCCUGGCCUCUGACACUAGCACCAACGCGCCAUAUGUCCUCAUAGGAACUGGGGCCAUUAUUGUUAUCUUUGGCCUGUUUGGUUGCUUUGCUACAUGCCGCGGUAGCCCGUGGAUGUUGAAGCUGUAUGCCAUGUUCCUGACUUUAGUGUUCCUUGCUGAGCUUGUGGCAGGAGUUUCUGGCUUCAUAUUCCGGCACGAGAUCAAGGCUAUUAUAUAUAAGGCUUAUGGAGAGGCUGAGAAGAACUACAAUAUGAAUGACACCAGAAGCAUUGCAGUAGACACUAUUCAGAGGACUUUGCAAUGCUGUGGGACGCAGAACUAUACAGACUGGAUCGAGACAGAUUACUUCAAACAAAACGGCAUUCCUAAAAGCUGUUGUAAGCCACUUGCUGACUGCACCUCUGAGACUGUCAAAGAUCCUACCAAAUUCGCAACGGAGGUCUUUGAUAAGGGCUGUGUCGCCCUGGUGUCCUCUGUGAUGGAAUCCAAUCUCGGAAUAAUUGCAGGAAUAUCUUUUGGAAUAGCAUUUUUCCAGCUCAUUGGGAUAUUUCUGGCCUGCUGCUUGUCUCGAUACAUCACCAACAACCAGUAUGAGAUGGUCUAGCUGUGCCCUUCCACAGGCUAUUGAUGAGCAGAUCACGGUGCAAAUUGACUCAAAGGGAACUUACAUUGUUUUAAUCUGUCAUGUGUAUUAUUAGUUAUGUAUGUCUUUUAUAGGACAUUGUUGCUGCUUUUUAGAUUUUGACCUUCCGAUUGCAACCAGACAGGAGGAACAAAGUGAAUGGACAUCAUGAGGGAUACCCAUUGUCUUCUUCAGAAGUUUAGUAAUUUAGCUUGUUAAUACAUUUGUCCUGAGCUUGAAUAGUGGUUUAUUUGAUUCCUUGACUAGUGUUCCUUUGAUUCACGUAUAAACUCCAAAACAAUGUGAUCUAAGUAUGUCAGUAUGCAUAACAAUUGUAGUUGGCUCAUACAAAGUGUGAACAGCUAUACAUUUUGCAGCUCUUGUUAGUAAUGGCUAUCCUCUGAUAUUGUUGUGAAUGGGCAUUUUGUGUGUAUGCAUGAUAUUUUAUAUGGCAUUAAAAUGGUAAGAGGGCACUGUUUAGACCACCAAAACAUUACAGGAAGUUGGUCUUGGUGUAUUUGAACAUCGGGUACAACCACAAAUGUAUUUCCAUUGAAAUUGAAAAAAUAUAUGUUUAAAGAUGUUCUGAAAUAGUGUGUAUAUUCUGGAGGAAAGUAAUGCACCAUGUUUUUUGUAAUAUGUCACUCAGCAUUCCCAGUCGUUUUGCAUUGCUGUCUAUGUUGAUCAUAUCUCAAUACAUUAUUCAUAUAACCUACUUUUCAUCAGUUAAUCAUCAGUGUUAAUUGUUUUGUGUUCAUUUGUGGAAACAGCAUGUGAAAUACUUGAAAAAAAUAAAGAUGUUUAAUGUUCAUACA